Molecule: messenger RNA, 3898 nt
Organism: Betta splendens (Siamese fighting fish)
Lineage: Eukaryota; Metazoa; Chordata; Actinopteri; Anabantiformes; Osphronemidae
Product: mucin-17
Exons: 3
Coding region: 576-3209 (877 amino acids)
Biological process (GO): regulation of transcription by RNA polymerase II
Cellular component (GO): PcG protein complex; transcription regulator complex
Molecular function (GO): DNA-binding transcription factor activity, RNA polymerase II-specific; RNA polymerase II cis-regulatory region sequence-specific DNA binding
Source: RefSeq, a predicted model, not a curated record
UGCGUCUCGCGCCGGCGUUCACUGCGGGGCAGGAAGAAAUGACAGCGCGUGGGGAAAGUUUGCCUUAACGCUGCCGGGUUGCGCUCGCGGUGUCUCGGACCCUCGGCUCUAAAAUGGCUGGCUGUAGGUCCGAGCGGAGCCAAAGGACGGAUCCGCGUCGCGCCGCCGCUGUCUGUGAAUAACACGUUUCUGCGCUCCCACCGUACGCGUCGCGGACGCCGUUGUCCCAGGUCCGAGAGCUGCCAAGACGCACACGCACCAUGAUGCAAUUGCCAUUUCGGACCUAGGACUGUGCGUAAUGGCGUCCUCCGUGGAUGGUGCUCCUCGGUUCAUCCUCAGUUCGAGCUCCAGCAAAGCGUAACGUUUCCAACGCGAACGGAUUGCGAAUUUUGUUUCGGUGCGAGUGUAAAAAAUGAAACGCGAUCUCAUUUCGUUGCGUGCGGACGGCGGAGGCGUGAGAGAGGGAACGUUAUUUCGCUCGCAUCAUUCGGACCCUUCUGUGCUGCGGUGCGUUUCUCUGAAUGAUCGGCGGCUCCGGUCGACCCCUGGAAAUACAUAAAUAGGUAUGCCCCAAAAUGGAUUCUCAGUUGGCUUCAGUCCUGACCAGUGGCAGCCUGGAUGUCCAAAAUGGCAGCCAGUGUGCAGAAGCAUCAGGGCCUGUGGCAGAUGUUUAUUUGAACCCAAAGGACAAAACCUCAGCCCAUUCUGUACCAGGUAACCUCCAGCCAUGCCCUGUCAAAGCAGCAGUGACCAUCAGAAAGGAGGUUUCUUCAAUCAAUGGGAAAAAGCCAGAGGGGGGCGGGACUUCUAAGCCAGCCUCCCAGGAAACGAGUAAGAUUGGUGGGCUCAGGCAGCCAAUUACAGUCAAAGCCGGAGUGCCUGUGGUGCGCAGCCGUCCAAUCAGAAUCAAAAUUGUUGUUCCCUCACGGUGCAAGAGGCCAAUCGCGAACUCUGCCAACAGCCUGACCAAAGACUUUGCUCACUCACGUUUGAGACCUGUUUUGGUUUCAGCAGGUCCAGUGAUCGCAGAAAAAAAGGGUAAAAUCCAAAUAGCCGCGGUCAAAACAGAAGGAACGCUCGAUGAGGUUGGUCAUGAACAGACUGGAGAACCCCCAGCAGAAUCAUUCCAUGAGGGACAGGACGUGUGCACGCAGAAGCAUGUUUUGGAUGCUAAACUCGUUCACAUCGUGGAGACGGACAAUGCGUUUAAGUCCAGGACUAAUGCAGAUAAAAUACAGAGCCAGUGUGUGAUUAAAGAGGAAUCUGCAGAAAGGGAAGCGGAAGGAAAUGUUCCGCUGCCAUUAGUAGAAACGAGCUCGACUCCUCCUGAGGUGGUCGACGAGGAGGCGAUGGAGGAACAGACGGAACCCCUGGACCUGAGUUUGCCCAAGAAGCGAGAGAGUCGAGACAGGAGGUGCGGACGCUUCCUGGACGACUCGGGCGCCGAGAGCUCGCUGAUCAUGGAGGUGGAUGAAUACGAGGGCGAAGGCGACAGGGACGUGGUGGAAGAGGACGAGGACGAUCUGGACCGCGCGCACACACCGGGGGACUCCGCCUUCUUUUCUACCUCUCUCUUGACCUCACUCUCCUCCACAGACUGUGACCCGGAGAGCCUUCUCCUCAUAGACGACCAGGGAAUCCCGUACACGCUCAGUCCGGACGGGCUCAAAGUGCCACAAGUCCACGCUUCCGCCUCAGAGACGCCCCGCGGAGACGCGGCGGUCGACGGGAGCCUCAACCUAAGUGUGGAGGACGCACUCGACGCACCUUCGGACGAUUUUUACCCCCCUCCAUCACCUGCCGCUGGCUCCUCAUCCUUAUCUGCAGGUCAGCAAAAAGCCCCAGACGUCCCCGUGUCUUUGACUCCAACCCCCGACUCCUCAAACCUCGCACCGGCGGCUCUUCAGCAGGCCAAUGCUGCCCCGCCGCCCUCCUCGGGGCCCGGCCAGCCCAUCCAGAUCCUCACCAGCUCCCCCGCCAGCACCCCUAUCCUCCUCCUGUCCUCCUCCUCCUCCCCUCGGCUCCCCUCCACCCCCGUGGGCCUCUCGCUCCCCCUCUCCGUCACCCAGCCCUCGCCCGGUGCUUCCGCCCCAAUGUUCCUCCUCCUGUCUUCUGUUCCCACUGCUGAAUCCACCUCUACCUCCACCCAGAUUGCUUUCCUUGACCCCUCCACCGGCCACUUGUCCCAGAUCUCCGCCGCCUCUGCCUCAGCCUCAGUGUCCUUCCCUUUAUCGUCUGGUCAGGUCAGCGCUCUGGGACCGCCCCUCCCCACUCUGUCUCACCCCGUCAUUAGGCUGAGCGCCAACAACCCCCCUGUCAUCCUGUCGGGAGUGGCUAAUAUGAACUCUGGCUCUGUGGCUGUCGCUUCGUGCGCCGCCGCUCCCACCGUUCACGCUCAGAUCAACUCCUCCGACUCGAACCCAGGAACUGAAGCCAUACCUGCAGACGAAGUCUCCAAUCCAAGCAGCAAGCCAUCGGCCCCGGCAGCAGCCUGCGACCCCUCAGCUCAGCCCGGCUCAGACGCAGAAGCCCGGUCGCCGGCCUCGGACUCCAAACUGGACCCGUCCGACUUCCACUCAGAACAUUUACCGCUGGAUGACCACCUGUACUUCUCCAGCACCGCUCCCUCCCCUCCCCCCAUCGGCGCCAUGCUCUCCUCUGGGCAACUGGAGCCUCUCAGUCCACUGGACCCCCUCUCCCCGGCGGGUUCCCCCGGCGCCACGGGCUCCCGCAGGGUGCUGUACUGCCAGCUCUGCCCGCGGGUCUUCUUCUACCUCUCCGACCUGGAGCGCCACGCCAUCACCCACUCCCAGAAGAAGCCCCAUGUGUGUCAGCAGUGCGGCAAGGCCUUCAAGCGCUCCAGCCACCUGCAGCGGCACAAGCACAUCCACACAGGCCAGAGGAACUUCGUGUGCCCCAUCUGCACCAAACGCUUCAGGGAGGCCGGCGAGCUCCAGCGCCACCAGCGGGUCCACACGGGCGAGAAGCCGUACCAGUGCCAGCUCUGCCACACGCGCUUCGCCGAGCGCAACACGCUGCGCCGGCACACCAAGCGCAAGCACCCGUACCACCAGGUCGCCAUGGAAAUGCUCAGCGAGAGGCGGGACGGGGGAGGCGGGGGAGGCGCGCAGGAGGAGGAGGAGAGCGCUGAGUGGUACAGCUCCACUGUGUCAAACCUGGAGAACUCCGAGUCUGAAAUGGAAAGUUGAACAGAGGGAAGGCAGCUGGCGGGAUGACGCGCUGCCCUCGUUAGCCAACAAUCAAAGAAGGGAGCGCUUGCAAUAUCCGUUCUGUUGUUUUCUCGUUUAUUUAUUUGAAUGGAGAACGUCUCCCAUUCCUUCUUUAAUGGGCCAAAAACGCAGGUUGAGUUUGAGUAAAAGGCUUUUCUGUAGGAAAAAAGGAGAAGCUCCUGCUUGAAAUGGUGAUUUUUACCAGUUAAAGACAAACGUGCUCCCAAACAAUCCUGAAGUAAACCUUCAAGUGCUCAGAAAAGGUUUGUUGUUUGCUCUAACUUAUUGUCUGCUCUAGACUGUGUGUAUAUAUACAUAUAUAUAUUAAUAUAAAUAUAUAAAGAGUACUGUUUGUAAGAGCUGCACUUCUGCACUAUCUAUGUGAAAGAUGUAAUCUAUCUUUCCUACCGUCAGAGGCACUGUGAGUCAUUUGCACUUGAUUUAUUCAAACGUAAUAUUCACUUUAACGUUGUGGACGAAGACGCUUCACGUUUCCUCUUUUUGCAGCUGUUGACUUCAUGUGUCAAAUCCAUUUUGUGUAAGAGUUUGACCAAAUGUUUUUGUUAUUAUUAUUAUUAUUGUUAUUCUAACAUAAGCGCUAUGUUCAGACUCUAUUAUUUUAUGUAAAUUAUGUUUUAACUUAUUUCAAUUAAAUUUCAACAUCUGUA